AUGUCGACUAAUAUAAAAGAUCCUCAAGCCGGUGGCAGUGCAGGUUCUGGUUAUCCUGUCAUCACUUUGAUUGAGCUCAUUGAAAGAAAUCCUGCCUUCAAAGAUGUAAAGAAGGAACUUGACCGCCAUGAAAAGGGCAGCUUUUCUUACUAUAAGGCAUUAUUUGAGUCAUUCCCUCUACAUGAACAUGGUCUAGCUGAUAAACCUCAGAGUGUUCCAGUGACGAAAAAAGACCCAAAUGGCGAGUAUAGCCAGGUCUAUCGCAAUAUAUGUAGUCCUGAUGCAUUGGUGACAUGCAUUGACCAGAAUUGGAAUACAGGUUAUAAUAUCUACAAUAUGUCUGUGAAGAUGUAUCCAGAUAGGAAGUGCUUAGGCGAGCGUCCAUAUGAUGCUGCGACGGGUACUUGGGGUGAAGAAUAUGUUUGGGAGACUUUCUCUGAAGUUCAGCAACGAGCUCUAAACUUCGGAUCUGGGGUUUUGUCAAUUGUUAACAUGAGACGCGGGAGACCUCGUGCCUCGAACGACUUUAUUGUUGGUAUCAUGGCUCCCAAUCGUAAGGAAUGGGUCAUCACCGAUCUGGCUUGUCAGUCCUAUUCUCUAACUAGUACUGCAUUGUAUGAUACUUUGGGUCCAAAUACUUCAGAGUAUAUUAUGAAUUUAACUGAAUCUCCUGUGGUUGUUGUAAAUAAGGAGAAUGUGUUCAAGAUUAUAGGACUGGCUAACAAGUUACCAAAUUUAAAUACAAUUAUACUUAUGGAUAACCUAGAUGCAAGCGAAUUGGCCCAUCUGAACCAAACUGUGCUUGGUAAAAAAACGAAUGAAAAGGGUGAGCGUGUUGCCAUCUUUAGUUUUAGGCAAAUUGAGCAUAUUGGUGAAGUGAAUAGAAUUCCGCCUAUUCCUCCAACUCCAGAGUCUGUUUACACCAUAAACUUUACCUCUGGUACAACUGCAUUGCCUAAGGGUGUAGAACUUACUCAUAAGAACAUGGCAGCUGCUUUUGCUUUCUCUAACGUUGCUACAGAGUUUACAGCAGAACAGCGUUACUAUAUGUCUUUCCUACCUUUGGCGCAUAUAUUUGAAAGGGAGACCCUCAUUAUAUUGCUAGGAGUGGGUGUUGCGAUGGGCUUUUUACAUAAACCUGACCCUGCUGUUCUUAUUGAAGAUUCCAAAAUCUUGCGGCCUUUCAAGUUUGCUCUAGUUCCACGGGUUUUAAGUAAACUAGAGGGCGCCAUUAAAAAGAAGUUGUUGAGUUCUGAGACACCAUACAUCACCAAAAAUAUAGCUUCUACCAUAUUAGAUGCAAAGAUGAAGAAGAUUAAAAGUAGUGAUAAGGAGGAUGAUUCCCUUAUUAACACUUUGGUGUACCGGAAGUUGCUGAUUAACAAGAUCCGUGAAGAAUUGGGAUUUGCGAGAACCACGCAUGUGAUCACUGGUUCUGCUCCAAUUUCGCCAAGUACCAUGAACUUCUUGAGAAGUGCAUUAGACGUAAGCAUACAAAACGGUUAUGGUUUAACGGAAUGUUACGCUGGUGCCUUCGUUUCAAGAGCGCACGAAUCUGACUGCGGAAGUGUUGGUCCUCCUGGUAUUGCAUGUGAGUUUAGAUUAAAGUCUGUUCCUGAAAUGAACUAUGAUGCCGUUAAUGACCUGAAGGGUGAAGUACAGUUACGUGGUCCACAAACCAUGAACGGUUAUUACAAAAAUCCCAAGCAGACUAGUAAGGCACUCGACUCCGAGGGAUGGUUUUCGACUGGGGACAUUGGUAUGAUUGAUGCCAAGGGAAGAUUAUGGAUCAUCGAUCGUAUAAAGCAUAUGUUUAAACUUUCGCAGGGUGAGUAUAUUGUUACUGAAAAGAUCGAAACACAAUAUGUUACUUCUUGUCCAAUGAUCACUCAGAUUUUUGUUCACGGUAACAUCUUCAGCACAUUUUUAGUAGGAAUUAUUGGAAUCGAUCCUAUUCUACUAAAGAGUGCUUUAGACAGCGUAGCGCCUGGUUUCGGUUCUAUUUCAGCUAGUGAGCUCCCUCGUAGGGUCAACGAAGAUCUCAAUCUAAAGAAAACCGUCCUGAAAAUUCUAAACUCGGCCGUUCGUGAUCUCCAAGGAUUUGAGAAACUGGGUAAUAUUUAUGUUGACAUAGAGCCAUUAAGUAUGGAAAAUGGUACGUUAACGCCUACCUUCAAGGCUAAGAGAGCCGAAUGUAGCAAAAUAUUCGGUUCAAUUAUUAAUGAACUAUAUUCCCAAGGAAAUAUAUCGAAGCCGGAUAAAUUAUGA
Messenger RNA from Eremothecium sinecaudum, 2268 nucleotides. RefSeq names its product medium-chain fatty acid-CoA ligase FAA2 (gene FAA2). Gene Ontology annotation, cellular component: membrane; endoplasmic reticulum. NCBI's taxonomy places the organism in Eukaryota, Fungi, Ascomycota, Saccharomycetes, Saccharomycetales, Saccharomycetaceae. The transcript has a single exon. The record is from RefSeq and is a predicted model, not a curated record. Gene Ontology annotation, molecular function: long-chain fatty acid-CoA ligase activity. Bases 1 to 2268 code for a protein of 755 amino acids. Gene Ontology annotation, biological process: long-chain fatty acid metabolic process.